Molecule: messenger RNA, 1646 nt
Organism: Gallus gallus (chicken)
Lineage: Eukaryota; Metazoa; Chordata; Aves; Galliformes; Phasianidae
Gene: GZMK
Product: granzyme K
Exons: 5
Coding region: 21-809 (262 amino acids)
Biological process (GO): proteolysis
Molecular function (GO): serine-type endopeptidase activity
Source: RefSeq, a predicted model, not a curated record
AUCAGUAAGUAGCGACAGCUAUGACUAGCCACCUGUUAGCUCUUCUUCUCUCUGUAAUUGCUGUUAUCCUACCCCUGAGAUAUGGCUGCAGUGACAUUUCUGGAGGACACUGCGUGCGUGCCCAUUCCCGACCUUUCAUGGCUGCCAUCCAGAGAGCGAAUACAACUGUGUGUGGAGGGGUUCUUGUGAAAAGGCAGUGGGUUUUGACAGCUGCACAUUGUGAAUUGGAAGAUUUGGAUGCUAGUGUUGUUCUUGGAGCCCACCGGGCAUUCAAAACUGAAAAGCAACAACAGAGAUUUGAGAUUAUGGACCUAUUUCCUCAUCCCCAGUUUGACAGUGAUUCAAAAGAAAAUGAUAUAAUGCUCCUCAAGCUGGAUCAUAUGGCAAAUCUGAAUAAGUAUGUGAACGUUUUGUCCCUUCCUGACACUGGUGAAGAUGUCAAACCAGGCACAAAGUGCACAGUGUCCGGCUGGGGAGAAACAUCUCCAGGAAAGCUGCCAAAAUGUCUUCAGGAAGCAACUGUUGAAAUUGUUGAUAGAAAAAGCUGUGAGAGAAAAUAUAAAAAAACCUCAAAACGGUUGAAUGUAACCAGAAACAUGUUGUGUGCUGGAGGGAGAAAGAGGUUUUCAAAGAGAGAUGCUUGCAAGGGAGACUCCGGUGGGCCACUCAUCUGUGGCGGAAAAUACAGUGGGAUUGUUUCCUUUGGAGAAAAAUGUGGAAUGGGAGACAAGCCUGGAGUUUACACGCGACUGACUGAAAAAUAUAUGGACUGGAUUAAAAAAACUGUUUCUCUUAACGGAGAGGCCUGAGACAGGCCAGACAGCCCUAAUGAAUAGAGCGCUGUGCUUCAGAACUGGGCGCUGCCUUGGCGUGCCAACUUUACGAAGUGCCUCCCAGCAUUACACCUUUACCAACUUUACUUUUUUUGAGUUAAAAAGUUAAAAAUAUUCCCUUUUGUACAGAUAGUUUUUGCUCAUCUUCCGUAGGAAAUUGCCUCUUAGAUAACUCAAUUUGUAUUGGAUUUCACCCUGAUUUUUCGUGUGAUUGGAAAGUGCUAGUCAUCUUUUCCACUGUGGCUGUGACAGGACAACGUUUUUGAAUGUGUUUUCACAGAAAGAUUCAGUUUUAGACUGAUAGUGAAUGAGAUGUCUGCUAAAUGAGAAAAUUUAGUAAAAAAGCUUUAAAUGCUCAAGUAUUUCAUUUUUACAUUUUCAUAACCAAAUGCUUUAACUAUUACUAAAUAUUUCUUUAGCUAGAUUAAUUUUCAGAACAAAAAUAUUAUGCCAACGAACAUUUUUCCAAUUAAGCUUCCAUAGAUAGCAUGAAAAAAGUGUAACUGUUCAUUAUAAUGGCUAUAAUUGUACUUCUCUAAUACUGUGCCUGUCUAACAUCUAAACAGAGAUUUUGUGGUGGAUUUCAACAGACUUCUAAUAGCAGGUUUACCUUCUGUGUUUCUGAAUAAGCUUGUGGUUAGCUUGCUGUCUUCCCAUUCUCUUCUGAGCAUUCUUGAGUUUCUUUCUUUCCAGUCAUUUGGAAGAGACAACCUACAGUGUUUCUGCAGUUCUUUUGUUAUCAUAUUAAUCUGUAUUGUAUACUAUGAAUUUUGGGGUCAUUCAGACAUGUGAAUAAAUAACUCCAGCACAUCA